Thelazia callipaeda (thelaziosis nematode) is the source of this 600-nucleotide messenger RNA. Lineage: Eukaryota; Metazoa; Nematoda; Chromadorea; Rhabditida; Thelaziidae. The record is from the annotation of a GenBank genome assembly.
AUGAAGCAUAUUUGUGCAUCUUCAUUUACUGAUCUAUCUAUACCAGCAAUGUACGAUUUGUGUGGUGAACCAGUUGCUGUGGAUCUGAUCAAUGAUAAAACGAUUUGUGGCAAUAUUUUCACAUUUGAUCCAGUGAAUUAUUCGUUAGCAGUCAUAGUUUUUUCAAAGGAAAAAGAACCAAUAGCGCUAAAGAUUAUCUUUGAAAAAUCUGCAAAACAGAUACGAAAGUUUGAUGCUGGAGAUCAGUUACCAGAUGGAUGCAUCAAAAGAACUUCAGACUUAGAUGGCUGGCUGGGAAAUCUAUUUAAAACAACUCCGAAAUCUACAAAACAUCAGUUGGAGAGGUGCUUAAUUCGGUUCUUGUUUAAAAUGUUAUCCAUUUUUUGGCAUGAACAGAAGCGACAGCAAUUGAUUGAAUGGUUAGAACAGAAUCAGGUUCAGGUGACAAACAAUAGUGAUGGUUCAAUUAGUUUGUUUAAUAUGGUACGAAUAGUCGAACCCUUUACAUCAGAGGAUUGCUUCUGUGAUAAACCUGUCAUUUUAUCAAGGGUAAAAAAGCUGCUAGAAAAGAUUCCUAAAUUUAAUGCAUCAGGGACUUGA